Molecule: messenger RNA, 1052 nt
Organism: Periophthalmus magnuspinnatus
Lineage: Eukaryota; Metazoa; Chordata; Actinopteri; Gobiiformes; Gobiidae
Product: nucleoredoxin-like protein 1
Exons: 4
Coding region: 90-752 (220 amino acids)
Biological process (GO): photoreceptor cell maintenance
Cellular component (GO): mitochondrion
Source: RefSeq, a predicted model, not a curated record
UGUUGAGACCGACACAUCUUGACGUUUUUCCUGGUGGAUUUGCUGCUGCCACAACGGGAGAUAACGUUUGUUUAGAGAGACCUGUGAACAUGGUGGACCUGUUUGUCGACCGGGUCUUGGUUAAAAACAACAGGGACCAGGAUGAACUGGACACAGAGCGGGAGAUAGAGAAUCGUCUGCAGAACCGCAUCCUGCUGCUCUUCUUUGGAUCAGCAGCGUGUGACAGGUGCCAGGAGUUUGCUCCAGCGCUCAGUGACUUCUACAAACGUCUCACAGACGAGUUCUAUGUGGAGCGCUCGGCUCAGCUGGUCCUGCUCUACAUCAGCAUGGACCAGUCAGAGGAUGACCAGGAGAGCUUCCUCCAAGAGCUGCCCAAAAAAUGCUUGUUUCUGGACUACGAGGACCCCUACAGGAGGGAUUUGGAAGACAUGUUUAAAAUAAAGGAGAUCCCCACAGUGGUUGUCCUGCGCCCUGACAGUUCUGUACUUAUCCCAAAUGCAGUGGGGGAGAUACUACACUUGGGUCCAGACUGCUACAAGAACUGGCAAGAGGCAGCCGAAAUCAUAGACAGAAACUUUAUGAUCAGUGAUGACAUCAGUGACAAGUCAAUGAGGAGCCUGACCGACCCUAUGAGGAGACUCAAGUACAAGGUGGAAAACAAGAAGAAGAAGCAGCGUGGAGGAUGGGGAAGGAGAAAAGAUGCAGAGGCGGAUGGAGGAGGAGGAGAUGGUGGAGCAGAGUCACCUUGGUGACAGAGGCCAAGAAAAUAGCACAUUAUUAGUGACUGAAGAGGUCCCUAACGCUGCAGUAAUUGGUCUUUUAAACAGAUGUGAGAAGGUCAUGAAGCUUCUCCAAAGGACUCAAAGGCAUACGCCAUAUUUAAUGUAACAAAAAAGCUUUAUCUGCCAUAAAACUGUUCUACUGGUAUAGAGUAGUGAAGUCAAGGGGAUAAAUAUAUGGAAAUUAAUGAGGAAAUGCUGCUUCUUUCUCAGACUUUAGAUUUAUGCAGGACCUAUAUUUGAAGCUGCUUUAAGUAACAAAACAAAGGAUGC